This is a messenger RNA of Nomia melanderi (Alkali bee), 634 nucleotides long. RefSeq names its product Late endosomal/lysosomal adaptor, MAPK and MTOR activator 4 (gene Lamtor4). Gene Ontology annotation, cellular component: Ragulator complex; lysosome. Gene Ontology annotation, molecular function: guanyl-nucleotide exchange factor activity. The record is from RefSeq and is a predicted model, not a curated record. Gene Ontology annotation, biological process: positive regulation of TOR signaling; cellular response to amino acid stimulus. NCBI's taxonomy places the organism in Eukaryota, Metazoa, Arthropoda, Insecta, Hymenoptera, Halictidae.
UGAGGAAUUCUACAUUACCGACUUGAACGAAUCGUCAGUGUUCUUAUACAAAGAGAUAAGUUCAUUGUUGUGACAGCUCGACAGUUGGUUUUGUUUUAGUUUCAGUGAAAUUAAAGCAUAAACCACGCAAGAAUCAUUUCAUUUCUUUAGUCCUUCGUUAAUUUGAUUUAAAUUCGUAAUUAUCAGUACGGUAUACGUAUUCACUGUUACAAGCUUCAAAAAGAUAUAAUCAUGCUGUUGCUGGAACGUAUACCAGAUCAAAUUGGAUACUUGGUUUUAAAGGAGGAUGGAGCAGUAAUAACGUCUGGAGGCGAAUUAGAAAAUGAUGAAAGGAUCGCAAAUAUUAUUGUAGGCUUAGUCACACUGACAAAUAAAAUUGAUCCUAAGGGAUUUCCCAGCAAUGAUGCCUUCGACAAGAUAUCCAUAACAUACCCAGACCAUUGCUACGUUAUUUGUCUUUCAAAUAAAAAGAUUCAUGUAGUUAAAAAAAGAUUGGUUUCUGCAACUACUGCAGUUGUGGAACAGCAGCCUCUCAUUGAUGCAUAAAUUAAAAUUUUAAGAGAUUGUAUAAAGAUAAAAUAGUUUUGAGUCAUAUAAAUAGAAAUUAUAAUAAAUAUGUAAAAAAUUCUUAAAU